Brassica rapa (field mustard) is the source of this 1234-nucleotide messenger RNA. RefSeq lists its product as uncharacterized. The record is from RefSeq and is a predicted model, not a curated record. Lineage: Eukaryota; Viridiplantae; Streptophyta; Magnoliopsida; Brassicales; Brassicaceae.
UUUCCGCGAGGAACUAACCCUAAUUUUGCUUAAUCAAUCCUCGAUCCCCUUUCUCUUCCUCUUCUUCGUUUCGUCGAUCUCCUUUCUCUUCGUCUUCUUAGUUUCCUACGUUUCACGGAUCUUUCAUCGCAAACAAUCAAUUCUCUCCCCACUCCUCUAGACUUUUAAUCUCAUUAAUGGAUGAUUUAUCGCUUUCUUCCACUGAGAUUCUAUAUACAUCUCUUAAUCGAUGUUUUAUUUGCAUCAAAAAAAUUUCUAGCCUUUCAACCGCUCAUUGCGAUGAAGUUAUCCGGUGUUUCCGACACAGUGAAAACGAACGGCGAAGCGGCGAUCCCCUCCAGUUCGGUCAACCCCGUCGCCCAACCCGGUGUAUCUUCCGGCGAUGUCAAUCCGAUCCCCUCCGGUCUGGUCAAACCCGUCGCUCAAACCGAUGUCUCUUCCGGCGAUGCCAUUGCGAUGAAGUCAAAAGACGUAACGGCAGAAGCGAAGAAUUCGAUCAAACCAAACGGCAAAACCGGUGCCUCCUCCGGUCUCAAACUCGGUGUUAGAGGCAGAGCCUCUGUCUCAUUCGUCGAUAAAGGCAAAGCUAUCGUCUCCGAGAACGUGGGAAAGGUUAUUACCUUCAAAGACAUCACUUUCGGGCCCCAUGAAGACGAGGUGCGGUUCCGGUUGAUCCACUUUUGGGAGGCUUGGAAUGUUCAGACGAAGGUGCUUAUCGGCAUCGAAAUGCUUCUCAUCGACGAAGAGGAGAGUGUUAUCCAGGGCUUCAUCCCCUAUGGAAGGAUUGACACAUAUUUGCGUCACAUGAAAACUGGUGCUACAUACCGACUCAACAAGUUUUUCGGAUCAAAGAGCAAGACUAUCUACCGGGUAGCUGAGUCAAGUGUCACUAUUUGCUUCUCAAGUAACUCUGUCCUCUCUGGACUCGAGGACAGUUCGAUCAGCUUUCCUGUAGAUCGGUUCCGGAUUCAUGGACACAAAUAAUUUGAAGCUGGCUCCGACUUGAGAGGUGAUCUUUAUGGUAAGUUCUCACCUCAUUACACUCUCCACUGUUUGCAUUAGUAUUAGAUUAAUAUAAACUUAGAUAGUAUGAUAUCAUCUGAUUAUAGAUUUUAUUUGUUCUGUGGUGUUUGCGUAUGAUUAUGUUUUCAUAUAGACUCAUAGAUUUAGGCUUUGUUUCCGGGUUGGUACGAUAAAAAUAUUGAGUUUUAUUAUCUUCUCUUGCAGAUUAUAU